This is a messenger RNA of Suillus plorans, 1533 nucleotides long. Its product is annotated as MFS general substrate transporter. Bases 1 to 1533 code for a protein of 510 amino acids. Gene Ontology annotation, biological process: transmembrane transport. Gene Ontology annotation, molecular function: transmembrane transporter activity. The transcript is spliced from 19 exons. The record is from RefSeq and is a predicted model, not a curated record. Lineage: Eukaryota; Fungi; Basidiomycota; Agaricomycetes; Boletales; Suillaceae.
AUGGUCGCGCUCGUACUACGUGGCGUCGUCCGAAGCAUCCGAUACGACCGAACUCAACAGAAGGUUCUCUGGCCUCAACCCGCCAACGACCCGAACGACCCGCAAAAUUGGACCGAUUUCCGCAAGACUGUGCACCUGAUCAUCAUUACAAUGUCUGCAGUGGUACCUGACUUCGACGGUGGAAUUGGAAUCGCGUCGAUAUUUGGCCUCGCUCAAACUUAUGACACGACCUCGGGUGUCAUCAACGAUCUGACGUCAAACUGGAGCAUCUUUCUUCUGGGUUGGGGAGGCAUCUUCUGGGUCAUGCUCGUGAGACGGUAUGGUCGGUUGCCAGUACUCUUCUGGAGUCAGCUUUUUGCGCUUGCAUUCUUGGUUGGUGGCACAUUGGCGCCGAAUCUAGCCACCUUUGCAGGUAUUCAUACAAUAAUUCGGGAUGCGAUGUUUGAGUGGAUUCUUUGGGCAGGUCGUCAUGUUAUCCAUGCUGCGCUUCAACAUUUACCAACCUCCAAGGGUCUUUAUGUCGUGACGGAUAUCUUCCCCUUCCAUCUUCAAGCACGGAAGCUGAACAUUUGGACUUCGGGUUUCGUUCUAUCGCCUUACCUAUCACCAUGUGUAUUUGGCUUUUUUGUAGCGCAUGUGAGCUGGAGAUGGGCCUAUGCUAUAGGAUCUAUCUACAACGCCAUCGUAUUACUUCUCAUCGUGUUUUUCAUGGAAGAAACCAUGUAUGAUCGUCACCUUGCAUCGAAGCCACUGCAAAUUUCUACGGGACUGCGAUAUCGAUUUGAGACUUUGAUAGGCGUCACUGGGUACAAGAUGGCAAAAUACAGAUCACGAUGGCCGGAAGUUCUAUUGGCAUCUUUGGAUGUCGUUUGGCGUCCUCAGUUUUUCUUCGUAGUUCUCUUUGAGGCAUUGGUCUUCGGGUUCUCGAUCGGCUUGAAUACGACAAAUGUUGUUUUCAUGGGAUCUCCUCCUCCCGUCGGAUUUGGCUUCAGUCAAUAUGCGGUCGCCGUCCUUAUUGGCGAGUUCAUUGGACGUUACGUCAAUGAAUUCAUCAUGGAUCUGCAUAUUCGCAAAAACGGUGGUUUCUUUGAGGCCGAGAGCCGCUUGUGGACCUGUUACUUAGCCAUGCCGCUUUAUAUCUGUGGCUUUUUGACGCUGGGCGCUGGGGUACAAAAUCUCAGCGAAGCCGCUCUCAUCAUGGGCUGGGGCAUUGCGAUCGUUGCAAUCACCCUCAACACUGUUGCAGUGUACGCAUAUUGCAAUGACUGCUUCCCUCGUAGGGCAGGCGAAGUCAGUGCCCUGUUAAACCUUGCAAGAGCAUUGGGCGGUUUUGCAGUCGCAUAUUUCCAAGUCCCAUGGGCUACAAAAUCUGGAGGAUUGGUGGUGUUUGGUGUUGAAGCAGCGCAAGUGAUAUCACUUGACACACUCGAAGAGUCUGACGGUUUUUACAGGCUUGUGAUUGCUUUGUUUUUCGUCGCCGUUCCUAUGAUACAACUGAAGGGAAGCUACUUCCGAGCACGUUAUGCCUUAUAA